Molecule: messenger RNA, 699 nt
Organism: Drosophila willistoni
Lineage: Eukaryota; Metazoa; Arthropoda; Insecta; Diptera; Drosophilidae
Product: collagen alpha-1(XVII) chain
Exons: 1
Coding region: 1-699 (232 amino acids)
Source: RefSeq, a predicted model, not a curated record
AUGGCUCGCAGCAAUUCAGAAGAUGAGGAGCAUAUUCCUGGUGGUCCACAAAUUGUCAUCUUGUCGGCGACACCUCGACAAGAGAGUCGGGCCGAGGGUAGAGAGGAUACUGAGGCAAGUUUUCAUGAGCCACAGAUUAAGGAAUCCCUGGACUCGGAUAAAGAGAAUCGUAAAGUUCCCGACUAUUUAUAUUCUAAUGCCAUUCCCAUGGUUAAUGAUCAGAAUAUCAAGUAUGUUCUACCGCCUCAAUUGGCCUCUUAUCCAGUGGCCUAUGGACCACCAAUUAUCUCCAACACCAAGAACAACAACAAUAUUAAUCGUAACAAUGGCGUCUCCUAUGUAAUGAUACCACGCGUUCAAUUGGGUUUCAAUGUCCAAGGACAAACUGGUCUCAAUUGGAAUGGCUUAAAUAUUAUUCCCACAAAUCUUAACGGAGACGGAGCUUCGGAGAAGGAGGAACCAACAUAUAUUCCCAUUCCAGUUCCAGGGCCCCCGGGGCCACCAGGACCACCUGGCCCACCUGGUUUACGUGGCGCCACCGGACCAGUUGGCCCACGCGGACACAGAGGACCUCCCGGUGAGCCAGGUGUCAGUGUGUCCGCUCCUUCAAAUCCUUCAAAUAUUUGGUAUGGCCAGAGUCAUAGUAAUAUCAAUAAGCCUCAAUACACUGAACACUUUUCAAAUGGUUAUCAGAAUUGA